AGAGAAUCUUUGGAAGCUCUCCUCUGCCUUUGGUUUUCCCUUUCCUCUUGCUUUUCCUCUGGCCUUCUUUCUUUCUCUCCGAUGCUGUUUGGUCUUUUCCCUCUCACUCAGAAUCACUUUUCCUUGCUCUGAGAUACCCAUUCCCCUUUCUCUCUCCCUCUCUCUGUCUCUCUCUCAUUUUCCAUUCCAAAAAGGCUAUCAAUAAAAGAGAAAAAGCUUCACAAAAGCCCUCAGCUUUUAUUUCUUUGUCUGCCAUAAAAUGCCAUUAAUAUAACACUUCACUUCCCUCCCAAUCCCACUUGCUACUCUCUCUCUCUCUCUCUCUCUCACUGAAACUCGCCGGCGAAUCAAUCUCCCGGCGACUCCCCCCCCCCAAUUUUCCACUCUUUACGCGUUGUCUCUUUGAGUUUCUAAGAAAAUGGGUUAACUUCUUGUGCUUAUUUUCUCUAUUUUACUAGACUAACUCUUAAAGGACCUCACUUUUUCUAAGCUGGACUGGUUUUUCCCCAUCUGGGUUUUCUGUUUCACCCCAUUUUCUCAUCUGGGAACCAACCAACACCCCAUCAGAGAAAAAAAAAAAAAAAAAAGUGAAGGAAGAAAAAUGAUUACCCUCACAGACCUUUACCACGUUCUCACAGCCGUUGUGCCUCUGUAUGUUGCCAUGAUCUUAGCCUACGGCUCUGUGAAAUGGUGGAAAAUCUUCAGCCCCGACCAAUGCUCCGGCAUCAACCGCUUUGUAGCGCUCUUUGCAGUCCCCCUCCUUUCCUUUCACUUCAUCUCCACAAACAACCCCUAUGAGAUGAACUACAGGUUCAUAGCCGCUGACACUCUGCAAAAAGUCAUCGUCCUGGUGGUCCUAGCCAUCUGGUCCAGAACCAGCUCGAGAGGAUCUCUGGAAUGGUCCAUAACCCUCUUCUCUCUUUCCAGUCUCCCAAACACACUCGUCAUGGGAAUCCCUUUGCUGAAGGGAAUGUAUGGAGACGACUCAGGGACUCUCAUGGUUCAAAUUGUGGUCCUCCAAUGCAUCAUAUGGUACACUUUGAUGCUCUUCUUGUUUGAAUACAGGGGAGCCAGGCUUCUGAUCGUUGAGCAAUUCCCUGACACUGCUGGCUCGAUUAUUUCCUUUAGAGUUGAUUCUGAUAUCCUUUCCUUGGAUGGGAAAGAACCGCUUGAAACCCAAGCUGAAGUUGGUGAAGAUGGGAAACUCCAUGUCACCGUCAGAAAAUCAACUUCUUCUCGCUCCGAAAUCUUCUCCCGGCGAUCCCACGGCCCUAAUUCCGGCCUUUCACUCACUCCACGGCCGUCGAACUUGACGAAUGCCGAGAUUUACUCGCUCCAGUCCUCGAGAAAUCCCACCCCUAGAGGUUCGAGUUUCAACCACACUGAUUUCUACUCCAUGGUGAACGGUAAGAACGCCAGCAAUGUGAGCCCGAGGCAAUCCAAUUUCGGCAACCUGGGUUUCGACGAGGAGAGCGCCGGAGUCGGCGUGUUCGGGAACCCGGCGAGAGCCAACGGGGGUGCCUAUCCGGCUCCGCCGAGUGCCGGUAUUUUCUCGCCGGGUGCGAAGAAGAAGGUCAAUGGGGCUGCUGGUGGUGGUGGUGGUGAUGGAGGCAAAGACCUUCACAUGUUUGUUUGGAGCUCAAGCGCCUCCCCUGUGUCCGAAGGUGGGAUCCAUGUUUUCAGGGGUGGAGAAUAUGGAAAUGAGCUUGGUGGGGUUGGUCACCAAAAAGAUUAUGAUGAGUUUGGUCGGGAUGAGUUCAGCUUUGGAAACAGGCCAGCCCCAAACGGGGUCGACCGUGAAGGCCCCGUGCUUUCCAAGCUCGGCUCCAGCUCCACGGCGGAGCUCCACCCAAAGAGUGGUGCUCAAGGUGAAUCCAAGGCAACUUCUAUGCCGCCUGCCAGCGUCAUGACCAGACUCAUUUUGAUUAUGGUUUGGCGAAAGCUCAUUAGGAAUCCCAAUACUUACUCCAGCCUCAUUGGCCUCACCUGGUCUUUGGUCUCCUUCAAGUGGAAAAUCACGAUGCCGGCGAUCAUAGCCAAUUCCAUAGCCAUUCUAUCUAAUGCUGGUCUGGGAAUGGCCAUGUUUAGUCUUGGUUUGUUCAUGGCAUUGCAGCCAAAAAUUAUUGCAUGUGGGAACUCCAUUGCCACCUUUGCCAUGGCGGUUCGUUUCAUCACCGGUCCGGCGGUCAUGGCUGCCGCCUCGUUUGCUGUUGGACUAAAAGGAGUUCUUUUGCACAUUGCUAUUGUACAGGCAGCUCUUCCCCAAGGGAUAGUACCCUUUGUGUUUGCUAAGGAAUACAAUGUUCAUCCAGACAUUCUGAGCACUGGGGUUAUAUUUGGGAUGCUAAUAGCUCUUCCUAUUACUCUAGUUUACUACAUCUUACUGGGGCUUUGAAGCUGCUGCUGUUAGGGAAAUAGCUAUAGUAGUGGUACCUUUUUGAAAUGGGGAAUUUUUUUGGCUCUCUAACAGAUGAAGAACAUAGCAUUUCAGCAAUUUAGAGGAGAGGAGAGAAAGUAGGGAAGCAAGUGGAAAGAUUUGAGGACGAAAUGAAGAAGCAUAUGAGCAAUGGGGGGAGAGCUACAACUUUUGUUUUCAUUUUUGCCCUUUUUUUUCUGUGUUUUUUUUUUCUUUUUCUUCUGGUUUAACUGAGAGCCUUUGUGCAACUACUGCAUUUGUUGUUUUGACGAGGAAAGUGAAACUUGUUUGUAGUUGGAGACAGCGGUAGCUGCUGCUUUUUUAGUACUAACUUUUUGAAGUUGAAAAAAAGAAAAGAUUAAAAAGGCAA
Corylus avellana is the source of this 2786-nucleotide messenger RNA. RefSeq names its product putative auxin efflux carrier component 1b. Gene Ontology annotation, cellular component: plasma membrane; endoplasmic reticulum. Gene Ontology annotation, biological process: auxin export across the plasma membrane; auxin polar transport. Gene Ontology annotation, molecular function: auxin efflux transmembrane transporter activity. NCBI's taxonomy places the organism in Eukaryota, Viridiplantae, Streptophyta, Magnoliopsida, Fagales, Betulaceae. The record is from RefSeq and is a predicted model, not a curated record.